Messenger RNA from Aegilops tauschii subsp. strangulata, 810 nucleotides. The record is from RefSeq and is a predicted model, not a curated record. Lineage: Eukaryota; Viridiplantae; Streptophyta; Magnoliopsida; Poales; Poaceae.
AUGCCCGCCCUCUGCUCUGGGCUGCUCUGCGCCGAGCCGCCUCCGCUACUCGGCCGGGUGCCCGUGCCGGCUCGCGCCCCGGCGCCGGCCCUGCCGUCCUCGCGGUCUCGCCGCCGCGCCCAACCGCUGGUUCGAGCUCGCCCAGCCGCCGAGUCCGCCUCGCCUGGCCGGCUUCUCCGCUCAGCCCCCGGCCGCCUCCCACCCAACAGUCAGCCCCGGGCUCCUCCAGACGCGCCCGCCCAGGCACUCAUCGCUGCGCCGUCCCGGCCUCCGCCUUCGCGGCCUAGCGCCUCCCGGCGUCGCGCGCCUCCGCGCCUGGCCCUCGCAUCGCUGUGCCGCCCCGCCGUGCCCGGCCCAGCGCGCCCCACGCCGCACCUGGUCCGGCCCGUCCGGUUCUGCCUGCGCCGUGCCCGGCUCCGGCUUCCCCAACACCCGGCACCGGCCUCUCCAGUACCCGCCCCGUCCGGUUCCGCUGUGCUCCGCCCGCCGACUCCGCGGGCCGUCCCCGCUGGGGUUCCCCACGAGCGCCGCCCCUCUGCGCUGGCCCGGUCGCGUCCCCGCGCCCUGCAGCGCCGCCGGGUCCGCCUCGCCCAGCCGGCCGCGGCUCCGGGCCGGCUCCCGCCCUUCGCGUCGCCGCCUCCAGCCGGCCGCGGCUCCGGGCCGGCUUCCCGCACCCACGUGUGUCCCUUCACCAGCUGUUGCUCCGCAGCCGGCCUCCCCUGCCGCCGGCUGCUGCGCCCCCGCUCCAGCCGACUGCUGCCGCCGAGUGCCCGAAGGGAAGAAAGAAAGAAAAAGAGUGUGGACGGCUAG